Vigna umbellata (rice bean) is the source of this 594-nucleotide messenger RNA. The record is from RefSeq and is a predicted model, not a curated record. Lineage: Eukaryota; Viridiplantae; Streptophyta; Magnoliopsida; Fabales; Fabaceae.
CCCUUGGUCAAAAACCUUGCACCAAUCCCACCGCCCUCUUCCAACCACCACAUGUUUCACCCUCGCUGCUUCCGCCGCGAAAAUCGUUGCCCAAGCAGAAGCCUGUCCCACUCUCCAAUCUGAGAAGCUUGGAGUGGUUGUGAAGGCAACAGAGAAACCAAAACUUGUGUUGAAGUUCAUUUGGAUGGAGAAGAACAUUGGAAUUGCACUUGACCAGACGAUACUGGGGCAUGACACUAUUCCCCUGAGCCCGUAUUACUUUUGGCCCAGAAAAGAUGCUUGGGAAGAGCUCAAGGAGUUGCUUGAAAGGCCUUGGAUCUCCCAAAAGCAGAUGAUUAUUCUACUCAAUCAAGCCACUAUCAAUUUGUGGCAACAGAGUGGUGGCAACUUAUCCUAAUCCCAAUUUUGCUUUUCGACAAUAUUUCAAACAUAUUUUGCUCCUGUCUUAUUGGGUUGGGAUAAUCGGUGAUGUUUUGUAAUAAUGAGAUGUUUCUCUGGUUAAUGUUCAUGUUUUUUCUGUUAUAUGUUCUUUAUCUGGCUUUGUAGAAGCUUAAUUAAUAUUAUUAUUAAUCAACUUAUCCCAAAGUUCUCUCA